Zychaea mexicana is the source of this 2693-nucleotide messenger RNA. RefSeq lists its product as uncharacterized. Bases 91 to 2562 code for a protein of 823 amino acids. NCBI's taxonomy places the organism in Eukaryota, Fungi, Mucoromycota, Mucoromycetes, Mucorales, Lichtheimiaceae. Gene Ontology annotation, cellular component: plasma membrane. Gene Ontology annotation, molecular function: metalloendopeptidase activity. The record is from RefSeq and is a predicted model, not a curated record. The transcript has 7 exons. Gene Ontology annotation, biological process: protein processing.
CUCUCUCUCUCUCUCUCUCUUUCUUUCUCUCUCUCUUACUUUCUUUACUUGGCUUGUUCUUGUUCUUCCCACACUCCGUAUAUUACACUUAUGGCAUUGUCGGAUGAAACUCGUGCACCGCUAUUAUCACGCAAUCGCAUUGACGAAUCAGCAGACAAUCGAUCCGAGCGUAGCAAUGAAGAGAUAACCGACUAUGGCAGUAGCAGCGGCGUAUACCGUUACCCAUUAUACCUUCAACCAGGCCAAUUCACAUCGCUUGAAAAACUAAUGUUUUUCAUUAGUUCAAUACUGCUCAUCUUUUUAUGCGUAUUUAUUGGACUGUAUGCGCGUAGUAGUUUUGACGAUCGGUUGCAACCGCCUGUUCCGAGCCCUUCACCAACGCCUAGCGACCCGCCUGUAGUACAACCUCCUCCUGAUAAGAAUGAGUCGUACUGCUUGCAAUCGAAUUGUAUUUUGACAGCAGCCAAGAUCCUGCAAGACGUCAAUCCAAACAUUGAUCCGUGCAGUGAUUUUUAUGCAUACACGUGCAGCAACUGGAUGGAAGAACAUGCAUUGCGCGAAGACAAGCCAAAGACAAGCGUUGAAACCCGAGUUGACGAGAAAAUCAAGAACCAACUGAAUCAAAUACUGAUGCACUCGUUUGACGACGCCAACCCGCUUGACAACAACGGCGACGGUUCUUCGUUGCCAGCACCGGACCGUAUACUGGAUACACAGCUGUUUACAAAACUGCAAGACUUUUACGAAACAUGCAUGGAUGAAGAUACCAUUGAUCAAUACAAGGUUGAGCCAUUAUACGACAUGUUUCGUUCGAUUCGACACUAUAUACCACUUGGCUACUAUGUCAGUGCACCUGUCGAUGGUCUAAGCCAGGCCAUCAGUUACUUGGCAACCAACGACAUCUGGGCCUUGUUCAAGAUCAACAUGGGUCCCGAUCCAGAGAAUCCACACAUGUCAACCUUGUCUGUAUCUCAAGGCGAGCUAGGCUUACCGUCCCGCGAGUACUAUGACGACCCUGACAUUGUUGCUGCAUACAUGCAGAUGGUGACCGAGAUGCUCGAGCUAGUAUUCAAACAGGACACCCACAACGAGUUUGGAUGGAAGCAAUGGAGCACAGUAGCAACAGCGCGUCGUAUUGUGGAAUUCGAAAAAGAACUGGCGCUACAAUCCCUCCACGACGAUCACCAUCAUGCUCAAGAAGAACCCCAGCAUUAUUACUGGACAAUCACAGAGCUACAACAAACAGCGCCCUAUCUAAACUGGACCACAGUGUUUGACACCGUCGGUGCAUCGCAUGCCAAGCAAGUCUGGAUCCCGCGUCCCGAAUUAAUCACAGGCGGACUCCAGGUGCUCAAGGCAAGCAACAGUCGCACGUUGCAAAUGUAUCUGGUGUGGCGUUCGCUGUGGCGGUAUUUGGAUACGUUGGGUGAUAUGUUUGUCGCUCCUCGACGCAAGUUGGAUGCCAAAUUGUCUGGCGUGGAAGCAAGAGCCAAGCCGCCACGCUGGCAGUUUUGUCUUUCCCAGGUCGAUCGUUCGUUGGGCUUUUUGUUGGGUCGCUAUUUUGUGUUGCGGGAUAAAGAUGCGACCGAAACGACUGCAAGGGCGGAGGCCAUGGUGGAGCAGUUGACGGAAACUGUGGCGGGACGAUUGGGUCGGGUGCCUUGGCUUGUAAGCGAACAAGACAGAAAUGCUGCGCUUGAUAAGAUACAGCAAUUAGAUCGACAAGUAAGCUGCCCAACGGUAGCGCCAGAUACCCGCUCACCGAUCGCACUCGCCGAAUUCUAUCAAGAUGUUGUACCUGACCGGGAAAGCUUUUUCAAAAGUGUCCAAAGCGCUAGCCAAUGGAAAGUCAAGCAUAGCUGGGAUCGUUUGCAUCAACCCAUUGAUCGUAGCUCAUGGGAUCUUGUUCCUCAGCAUGUGGGUAUGGCCUAUAACCGUGCUCUUAACAAGGUUCAAAUACCAGCAGCCAUGCUGCAACCCCCUUUCUUUGACCCCAACGGACCGGACUAUCUGAAUUAUGGAGCAUUGGGUGCCAUGAUCGUCCACGAGAUUAUGCAUGGAUUCGAUAGAGGAGGACGACACUACGAUGCACAGGGCAAACACGGCACCGAUUGGUGGUCAAGCGAAUCACAAGCAGCAUUUGAUACAGCUGCAUCGUGUCUCGAACGACAGUAUGCAGGGUUCAAUGUGAGCGGACCCAACCAUCAGACAUAUCCUGUGGACGGAACACAGACUUUGGAUGGCAACAUUGCUGAUUUGGGAGGUUUGUUGCAAGCUUAUGCAACAUGGAAAAAAAGCCGGCAAGUCAAGGAUAGCAACGAUAGGCUGUUACCGGGAUUGGAUGACUGGUCUCGUGAUCAACUGUUUUAUAUUAAUUAUGCACGCAUGCGGUGUAGUAAGAGCACUUUGGAGAAUAAGUUGCAAGAGUUACAUACGAGUCAUCAUGCACCAGAUCGAUGGAGGGUCAACGGUCCACUGAUGAAUUCGGAGCACUUUGCAAAAACAUUUUCUUGUCCUAUUGGAACCCCAAUGAAUCCUCCUGAUAAAUGUAAAGUUUGGUAAUGCUUAAUAUAUAAAUUUGAGACUUUGUAUCUAUGUAUUUGUUCUCUCUCUCUCUCUUCCUUUAUCUCUCUCUUCUGUAUGUAUGACUUGGCUUAUAUAUGUAUAAAAGAGGUGUAUAUAUUUUGUUUUUG